Molecule: messenger RNA, 2427 nt
Organism: Sungouiella intermedia
Lineage: Eukaryota; Fungi; Ascomycota; Pichiomycetes; Serinales; Metschnikowiaceae
Source: the annotation of a GenBank genome assembly
AUGUCUCACAUACAGCUAACCAGCUUGAGUCCUCAGGCCAUAUCACAGAAGAAAUUAGUGUUUUUAGAUCCCAAGGAGGUUCCGCUACUUGAUGAUAUUCUGUUUUUCAAAGUUAAGCAAUUUGAUGAGCAGGAAAAGUUUCUUGAGUAUGGAUAUCUAUCACGAUGUCCCGGUACUACAAACGCGUACUGCUUGAUAGAUUCAGGGAGACAGACGGUCCCAGAAGCCGAUUUGGGCGAUAAAAUGAUGGAAAUCAACGAGGAUUCAGUUCAGAAUGAACCUUUGGCAGGUUCUUCGGUACAAGACACACUUUCAAUGUGGAGAUGCGACCCAGAGCAUGAUAUUUCCAAGAAGGACCGACUACCUGGAUUUUCCAUGAAACCUCCAGCAACCGAGCUUCCACCUCUAUCUCACAAGCUUUCUCCAUAUACAAUUUCACCGAAAAGCGAGUCGGAUCCUCUCAACUUCCUUCUAUCCAGAUACUACAGUACGCUCUACUCGCUCACCACUCCAUUAUCAUACUUUCCCAAAACAGCACUAACCAGAUUCAAGGUUAUGUGUAGCAAUGAUAUGGCCGUGAUGAAAAUGCAUUUGCUCUCUGUAUAUUUGACUCCCGAUCAACUAGAAGAGAGAUAUAAGACCAAGUUUGGUUUGAUCAAUCCACAGCAUGCACCUCUGACUUCUAGUUCCAAGUACGAGGUAGAAAGUCGUCUGAUGUUUGCAAGCAAGUAUUUGGGAGUAACUCCGAACGAAGAAAACUUGGCCAAGUUGGUGUUAGAGCUUAAGAUACGAGAGGCACAUCUCCAAAUUUUGGUGUUGAUGAGCCUUCUACUUGCUUGGCCCAUUGAUGAGCACCAGUUUCUUGAGGAAAUGCCACUCCGUCAGGCUAAGGCGACUACUGUUAGACAGAAAAGGUCUCUUGUUAGACGAAAAGGAUCUAAGAAGAAGAUCAUCCCAACUUUCCUAGGAGUUGGAGUUCAAGAUCACAUCGAAUCACCAGAAAAACCUGUCAAGAGGGCCAUUGAUGAGCUCUCCUUGUACACGUCACUUAUAGCAUUGGUAGACCAAAUGGGAAUUUGGGACUCUUUAUUGGGGCGUAUCAAGGGUGUCAAGGACGAGUCAAUGUACGGAUUUCUUGCUUAUGUUCUUGUGCCAUUCUUCAACAAACAGCUUCCACAGGUGGUGCAAUUUGUGGUCCAAAAGGUUAAAGAUCUGAGGCCCAAGCUUACAAUUCCAAAGUCCAAGUCAAGUAAGAAACUGAAAUCAAUGCAUGAUUCUCCUGUUGAUGACCCUUCUCCUGCCGAGGAAGAAGCUGAGGCUCCUAAAAAGUCCUCCAGAUUUGCAAAGGUUCUCUUGUCUCCAAGCCAAAUGCCUUUUCUACGCCGUUCUGCCACAACAGGGAAAGAACUUCAACCAGCAUUUCUGCUCAAACGCUCCAAGUCCAACCUUGGUUCUAAGAACCUAAAGAGGAGACAGGUGGACAUGUCUGUGUCAACGAGCAACCCAGACACUGAAGAACCGAUUCGAUCCAGGUCUUUUUUGUUUGGAGAUGCAAGGAGAAUCAAAUCUACGGCGUCGUCAGCUGCCCUUUCUGAAGUCACUCAGGUGGGAGCUACUCCGAUGAAGAGAAGUCAAAGUGCUUCCGUAGCUUCAGUAUCUCACUCUGUUUCAGCACCGAAGGCUACCUCUCAAGUGUUGGCUACACCCUCCAACGUUAGAGUGGUUGAUAUUCACCAGCAAAUUCUUGAGACUCCACAACAUGCUUCAGGAGGCUUUGCCGUUCCUACUCGAGGACCCUCUGUUCUGGAAAGGCUUUUGAAAUUGGCUCCUCCAAAGGAUGAUUCGAUAAACAUCACCUCAUCGCCCGUAAAGGGUUCUCUGGAUGUUACUCCGAACCUCUUUCUGCGGUCCUCCUAUGUUAUUGAAAGCUCACCUCAAGUUGCCGUGGAGUCGUCUCCAGUGGCUCCCAAAUCACAAACAAGAGUAAAGCCAGGUGAACCUAUAGCCCUUAGCGAUUCGCCGUUCUUCCGUUCGAAUUUGAAUGGUCUGCCUCCACCGAAAUCCACCAAAGGUCGUUUAUUUAAGACUACGAAGCUUGUUCGUAAAGAAAAGCCUAGUCCGGGCUCCAAAAGCAAGAAAGCUCUUCCAAACUUGGAAUCGAGUAAUAUCCCAUCCUUAGUUCACAACGAAACGAGUAUUGACGAGUUGCUGGUUCAAACAGAGAGUGCAAAUGCUCUGUUUGUUAAACCUUUACGCAGUUUGCUAGCUGAACGUGUCCAAGAACCAACGAUCCUGACUUUUUCCAAGAGCACUAGUGCGUCAUUUGAAGGAUCCGACACUGACUCAGACUCCGACUCCGACUCCGACUUUGAAAGACUUCUAUCGUCUGCUCCGAAGCCAACUAUCCGCAAAUAUUCUAGAAAGUAG